GCCCACAGCAGGAAGGCAGUAUCCGUUCUCCCCUGUCCCCUGCUAUGGGCAGGGCCUGGCUGGGGUAUAAAUAGGUCAGACCUCUGGGCCGUCCCCAUUCUUCCCCUCUCUACAACCCUCUCUCCUCAGCGCUUCUUCUUUCUUGGUUUGAUCCUGACUGCUGUCAUGGCGUGCCCUCUGGAGAAGGCCCUGGAUGUGAUGGUGUCCACCUUCCACAAGUACUCGGGCAAAGAGGGUGACAAGUUCAAGCUCAACAAGUCAGAGCUAAAGGAGCUGCUGACCCGGGAGCUGCCCAGCUUCUUGGGGAAAAGGACAGAUGAAGCUGCUUUCCAGAAGCUGAUGAGCAACUUGGACAGCAACAGGGACAACGAGGUGGACUUCCAAGAGUACUGUGUCUUCCUGUCCUGCAUCGCCAUGAUGUGUAACGAAUUCUUUGAAGGCUUCCCAGAUAAGCAGCCCAGGAAGAAAUGAAAGCUCCUCUGAUGUGGUUGGGGGGUCUGCCAGCUGGGGUCUUCCCUGUCGCCAGUGGGCACAUUUUUUUUUCCACCCUGGCUCCUUCAGACACGCGCUUGAUGCUGAGCAAGUUCAAUAAAGAUUCUUGGAAGUUUU
Molecule: messenger RNA, 609 nt
Organism: Pan troglodytes (chimpanzee)
Lineage: Eukaryota; Metazoa; Chordata; Mammalia; Primates; Hominidae
Gene: S100A4
Product: S100 calcium binding protein A4
Exons: 3
Coding region: 166-471 (101 amino acids)
Biological process (GO): positive regulation of canonical NF-kappaB signal transduction
Cellular component (GO): nucleus; perinuclear region of cytoplasm
Molecular function (GO): transition metal ion binding; RAGE receptor binding; calcium-dependent protein binding
Source: RefSeq, a predicted model, not a curated record